AUGGCUUCGCCUGUGUCCAUACGCUCAGGCGCCGGCCUUGUGAAGGCAUUGUCAGCCGUCCAGCGCACCUCGAGCGCCUCGACAGUCCACCGGCGGGGCGUCCAAGAUGUAGCCAUCACCAGGACGGGGAAGCCGAUUAUUCGCAUAGCAGGCGGCCGCUCAUCGCUUGGAGGACACACCGCGACUGUCUUCGGAGCUACAGGCUUCCUGGGUCGCUACGUCGUCAAUCGACUUGCGCGGCAGGGAUGCACAGUCGUGGUGCCCUUCCGGGAGGAGAUGGCGAAACGACACCUGAAGGUCGCAGGAGAUUUGGGCAGAGUCGUCUUCCUUGAAAUGGACCUAAGAAAUAUAAACUCCAUCGAGGAGAGCGUGCGACAUUCCGACAUCGUCUACAACCUCAUAGGCCGCGACUACCCUACUAAGAACUUCGAUUUCGAGGACGUCCAUGUCACGGGAGCGCAGCGGAUCGCGGACGCUGUAGCGAAGUAUGACGUCGAUAGAUUCGUGCAUGUAUCAUCAUACAACGCAGAUCCGAACUCAUCCUCCGAAUUUUUCCGGACGAAGGGCCGCGGUGAAGCCGUCGUCCGCGACAUCUUCCCCGAAACGACCAUUGUCCGCCCGGCCCCCAUGUACGGCUUCGAGGACCGACUCCUCAACAAGCUGGCCGGCAUAACUAACACGUUCACCUCCAAUCACAUGCAAGAGCGCCUCCGGCCUGUGCACGUCAUCGACGUAGCCAUGGGACUCGAGAUGAUGAUGACGGACGACACCACCGCCUCCGAGACGUACGAGCUAUACGGCCCGCAGGAGUACACCAUGGCCGAGCUAGCCGAGCUCGUGGACAAGGAGAUCAUCAAGACGCGGCGCCACAUCAACGUGCCGAAGCGGAUCAUGCAGCCGCUGGCGCAGCUGUACAACCGGGCGAUUUGGUGGAGCAAGACGUCCGCCGACAUGAUCGAGCGGGAGUUCAUUGACCAGAAGGUCGAUCCCAAGGCGAAGACGUUCAAGGAUCUAAAUAUCGAGCCUUCGCAGCUCAAGGAUUUGACGUUUGAUUAUCUCCAGGGAUAUAGGAGUGCGGCGUUUUAUGAUUUGCCGCCUCAGACGGAGAGGGAGAAGAGGGAGGAGAAGAAGUAUUUGCAUGUUAUUGAUGACCAGUAG
Messenger RNA from Coniosporium apollinis CBS 100218, 1158 nucleotides. Its product is annotated as NADH-ubiquinone oxidoreductase 40 kDa subunit, mitochondrial. The coding region runs from base 1 to 1158 and encodes 385 amino acids. Gene Ontology annotation, molecular function: protein-containing complex binding. Lineage: Eukaryota; Fungi; Ascomycota; Dothideomycetes. Gene Ontology annotation, cellular component: mitochondrion. The record is from RefSeq and is a predicted model, not a curated record. The transcript is spliced from 7 exons.